This is a messenger RNA of Xenopus laevis (African clawed frog), 2086 nucleotides long. It is a transcript of the gene ces2.5.L, whose product is annotated as pyrethroid hydrolase Ces2e. The record is from RefSeq and is a predicted model, not a curated record. The transcript has 12 exons. NCBI's taxonomy places the organism in Eukaryota, Metazoa, Chordata, Amphibia, Anura, Pipidae. Bases 322 to 1836 code for a protein of 504 amino acids.
GCCGAUUAGGAAAACAAAGGUUAUGUAAAUAAGGGAAAUACAGUUGUAUGGAAUACACAAGUGCACAUUUGUGCUAGAAGAACACUAGUAGGUGGAAGAAACACUCCCACAAUAAGAAUUCAAGUUACAGAUCUUCCAUGAGAUACUACAGAAAACAGCACACAGUUUAUUGUCUGAUACUUGUUUCCAAAGUCCGGUUGCUGUAAGCUCAAAAUGAGUAUAUUUUUUAGUGAGCAAUUUUGAGAACGGUUUCUUUCCCUUGUGUGUGGAAUCUGCAGUGUUCGUUCAGCAAAGUGCUGUGGUUUCCUGCUGCUUUCUGCAAUGGGAUCCCUGAUAAAAGUGUUUCUCUUGUGCUGUGCAACCCUGGAAAUCUAUGGAGCAGGCCAAAAAAAUGUAAAGCCAUUGGUGACUACAAAGUAUGGGCAGCUCCUUGGAAAAACAGUGGAUGUAAAGGGAACAGACCGAUCAGUUCAUGCUUUUAUGGGCGUUCCCUUUGCAAAGCCCCCUACUGGACCACUGAGAUAUGCUGAGCCACAGCCACCGGAGCCAUGGAGCUCUGUCAAGGAAGCCACGGCACCUCCACCCAUGUGUUUACAAAAUCCAAUAAUAAUGGAACAUUCUGUGACUAUAUUCAAGGCAAAUGCUGUGCUGCCCCCUAUUUUAGAGGAUUGCCUGUACCUAAAUAUCUUCACUCCAGCUGACAGAGAGAAGAAUUCCAAGCUACCUGUCAUGGUGUUUAUCCAUGGAGGAGGACUGGCUAUCGGAUAUGCAUCACUUUAUGAUGGCUCUGCUUUAAGUGCCUAUGAAAAUAUUGUAAUGGUGUCAAUUCAAUACAGACUCGGACCUCUAGGAUUUUUUAGUACUGGUGAUAAGGAAGUGCAAGCAAAUUUGGGACUUCUGGAUCAAGUUGCCGCUUUUCAGUGGGUUCAGGAAAACAUUAAGGAGUUCGGAGGUGACCCACAGUCAGUCACCAUAUUCGGAGAAUCAGCAGGUGGCCUGAGUGUUUCUGCCCAUAUAUUAUCUCCCCUAUCAAAAGGUCUGUUCCACAGAGCUAUAGCUGAGAGUGGGGUUGCAAUAUUUCCUAAUCUGAUGGUCCAUCAAACUGAAGAUGUUCUUUAUGGUCGAGAUCUGAUUGCCAAUAUAUCUGAGUGUGAUUUACCUCUUAUUCUAAACUGUCUGAAAAAUAAAACAGAAGAUGAGAUGUUGGAAAUUACUGUAGCUAUGGGAUUCACAAUCUUACCUGUCUGUGUAGAUGGAAUAUUCCUUCCCAAGCCUGCAGAAGAAAUCUUAGCUGCAAAGGAAAGCAAUCCUGUUCCCUAUAUGGAAGUUCAAGGAGCACAUGUUGACACAAUUUCUCAAUAUCAGUGGAAUGAUGGAUGGAAUGGAGAAGACAGACGUUCUGUCUCUACUAAAUUUUUCUCUAUUGAUUCGGGGCUUCCUGUUUACUUCUAUGAAUUUCAGCACCGUCCUUCACUGUAUGACGACUCAAAAGCUGAUUUUGUUAAAGCCGAUCACGGAGAUGAACUUUACUUUGUCCUUGGUGGGCCGUUCCUGAAUGGUGAUGUAACAUUUCAAGGUGAUGGAACAGAUGAAGAAAAAGUCCUUAGUAAGAAAAUCAUGAAAUACUGGGCUAACUUUGCUAGAUAUGGGGAUCCUAAUGGGCCUGGUUUGACAGAAUGGCUAAAAUAUGAUGAAGAUGAACAUUAUAUGGAAUUGAACUUGAAACAGAAAAUGUCUCAAAGACUAAAGGAAGAGAGAUUUAAGUUUUGGACCAACACCCUGCCUGAAACAACAAAAGAGAUGAGAGAAAAGAGAGAUGAUCAUACAGAGCUAUGAAUUUUUUGAAUAAUGUAUUUACGUGCUUGUUUAUUUUGUAAAGAAAUAAAAUUUUCUCAUCUUUGACACCAAAUUGAAACAUGUAACAGAUAACAUAAACUAUAUAUAUAUAUAUAUAUAAAGGAUCAGGAUCAUAAAGACAGGGACACCAGGCAAAAGCAUAGGUUUACAAAAAAGCAUAAAAGGAGGGACUCAUUCUUACAAUUUAGCAGAAAAUGAUUGUUCAUCAAUAAAGUCCGUUAAAUCUGUU